This is a messenger RNA of Manihot esculenta (cassava), 1330 nucleotides long. Its product is annotated as ethylene-responsive transcription factor CRF6. NCBI's taxonomy places the organism in Eukaryota, Viridiplantae, Streptophyta, Magnoliopsida, Malpighiales, Euphorbiaceae. Gene Ontology annotation, biological process: regulation of DNA-templated transcription. The transcript has a single exon. Bases 169 to 1083 code for a protein of 304 amino acids. The record is from RefSeq and is a predicted model, not a curated record. Gene Ontology annotation, molecular function: DNA-binding transcription factor activity; DNA binding.
UCAGCCUUUUUGACUCAUCCCUGUAACUGAAAACCCCUCUUCUCUCUCCUUGUUUCUCUCUCUCAGCACUGAGCUUGCUUCUCCCUUCUCACUCUCUCCCUCUCUGUUUAAUGCUAUUCCUGAAGCUCCUCGCACACCAUUUCCAUCCUUAUCCUUUGACCAUCGGAGAUGAAAACCUCGUCGGUCAAGUACACCGAGCACAAGAAGGUCACUAAUAAGCUCGUUAAAUGCAAUGACUCCAACUCCACUAGAGUAGUUCGGAUUUAUGUCACAGAUGGCGACGCAACGGAUUCCUCCAGCGACGAGAAUGACAACUUUAUAUCUACCCAUCAACGGGUCAAGAAGCAUAUUAACGAGAUAAGAAUUGAAGAUUGUGUGGAAUAUGCCACUGGAAGAGCAUCAUCGGAUAAUUCAAAAUCAAGAUUUAACAAGCAGAUGCUAAGGAAAAACACCAGGGACCAGCGGUAUUAUCCAGAGGGUAAGAAGUACCGUGGUGUUCGACAAAGGCCGUGGGGAAGAUUUGCAGCUGAGAUCAGGGAUCCUUUCCGGCGAACGAGAGUAUGGUUAGGAACGUUUGACACUGCGGAGGAAGCUGCCAUGGUUUAUGACAGGGCUGCAAUCAAGAUCAAAGGGUCAAACGCUCUCACUAAUUUCAUAAAACCACCCGUGAGAACUUCUCCCCCAGAUUUUGAUAUUGCUGCAAGUUCUGGGUAUGAUUCUGGUAUGGAGUCUCACAGUCUGAGUUCUCCGACGUCCGUUCUUAGAUUUCAAUUCACAGAAGAAGUUGGGAAUGAGCCACAAGUUUUGAACGGUAAUGUGAGCAGACCAGUCGGAGAGAUGAAAGAGAAAAAGUGGGAUUGGAGAUUAGAUCAGGGAAUAGAGGAAAAGGAAUGGAGACCCAUACAGUGUGUAAGGGAAGAGGACCCAACUGAUAAUUGCUUUGAAGAGUUGGUGGAUAUUGAAAAUUAUGCUCCGAUACUUUUGGAUGAGUAUAUAAUACCUGAUACAGUUUUAACAAAGGAUUUUGUUGAUGUUGAUGGAGAUUUUGGGUCAUGUUUAUGGGACCUAGAUGAAUACUUCUGAGAGCUAAAGCUAAGCUUGCGAAUUUCGGAGACCCAAGUAUUGGUAAAUUCCGAGUGGAGUUUUGGAUACUUUGCUUGCAUUAUUAUUUAAUUUUCUUUUUAAUUUAUGUUGGAAGUCUGUGCAUGAGUGUGCAAAGUAUUGCAGUGCAAAUACCUGUAAAUUUGGUCUUAAUUAUUAUUAUUUCUUGCUCUUUUGUUGUUUCAAAAUUCAGUGUUUAAGUAUUGUUGAAUGAUUUUGUUGGUUUUAA